CAGCCGCCUCCGGGCGCUGUUUGCUCCCAGUUCCCUCCCAGUGCUCCCAGUAAAAGCGAUACUGGGAGGGAAAGCGCUCCCAAUUCCUUCCCGCUGCUAUCAGCAUCGCUGUCGGUGCUCCCAGGAUCGCUCCCCGUGCCGCGCGGAUUGCGCCCGCUUUGGAACCCCCACCCAGGGCAGAGCGCAGCUGCUUUUAGGUGUCGGCACCGCCCGGGCCGGGCUGGGAGCGGAGGAGGAGCGGAAGGAGGAGGAGGAGCGACAGAGGAGGAAGACCGGGGAAGGCGAAAGAUAAAGAGCGGAAGGGCAGGAAGAGGAGGAGCAGGAAGAGGAGGGACAAAAGAGGAGGGAGAGGAAGAGCAGUACCAGCACAAACACCACGGGGUUGUCCCGCCCGCUCGCUCAGACCACAGGUCCCCCGGCUCCGGCAGUUUCGCCUCCCCGGAACCCGCAGGUGAACGGAGAGAGGGCGAUCGCCCCAAAUCCAUCGGGGCGGGGGGGCUCCGAGAGGUUUUUUUUCCUGGGCAGGGCAUGUUUGGAUCUCGCAGGACCUCAAAGCCGAGCCGGAAAAGGACCUGGAGGGAUCUUAGCGGGUCGCAUGUGGCGAUUGCAGGAGGGCAGAGCCUGGAGAUGAGCUGGACACGGGGCCCUUGAGACUGAAAGGGGCACUGACUGCUGCAGCUGCACUUGGGCAGCGGGACCAUCAAACUGAACACGCUCAGCCCUUAUUUAUCCCCACAAAACAGGAUUUCCCGUUCCCAAACCUUGGCAUGAUCGAGGAGGAAAGGGCCACGAGGAAGAGGAAGAUGGACCAGGAGCGCCAGGCAGACAAGGAGCUGAGCACGGAGACCAGGGAGGAGAAAUCCCCGCGGCAGAUCCUCGUGGAAGAGGCCGUUUUGAGCGGAUCCGCAGCGCAGGAAUCCAGCGGGGCGGAAAAGCCGCAGAAAUCCCACACGAGGAGGGGCUGCAAACGCAGAUCACGGGGAUCUGAGGAGGAAAGAUCCACCCUGGGCCGGGAAGGCGGCCAGAGAUCGGAGCUGGGGGUUCCUGAGCAGCUUCAGGAUGGGGAGAAGCCCCACAAGUGCUCGAAAUGUGAGAAGAGCUUCAGGUGGAAAUCGCUCCUUCUCCAGCACUGGAGAAUCCACACGGGGGAACAGCCCUAUGAGUGUGGGGAGUGUGAGAAGAGCUUCCUGUUGAGCUCGGAUCUGAUCAAACACCAGAGGAUGCACACCGGGGAACGGCCCUAUGAGUGUGGGAAGUGUGGGAAGAGCUUCCGUUUUAGAUCCAAUCUGAUUACCCACCAGAGGAGCCACACCGGAGAGAGACCCUACGAGUGUGACCAAUGCAGGAAGAGGUUUCAGUCCAGCUCCCAUCUCCUCGUGCACCAGCAGAUUCACACGGAUGCAAGGCCCUUCUGCUGCCCCGACUGCGGGAAGGGCUUCAAGCAAAACUCCAGCCUUAUCAAACACCGGAGCGUCCACACCGGGGAGAGGCCUUACGAGUGUCCCAAGUGUGGGAAGAGCUUCAGAAUCAGCUCCCAUCUCACUGUCCACCAGAGGAGCCACACAGGGGAACGACCCUAUAAAUGUGGGGAGUGUGGGAAGAGCUUCAGCCAGAGCUCCCACCUUAUGUGCCACCAGAGAAGCCACACUAGGGAGAGGCCAUACGAGUGUGAUCAAUGCAGGAAGAGGUUUGCCACCAGCUCCAAUCUCCUCAAGCACCAGCGGACUCACACAGAGGACAGGCCCUUCCGCUGCCCUGAUUGCAAGAAGGGCUUCAAGCGAAACUCCGCCCUCGUCAGCCACCGACGCAUCCACACUGGGGAGAGGCCCUACGAGUGUCCCGAGUGUGGGAAGAGCUUCAGCGAUAGCUCUGCCCUGCUCGUGCACCAGAGGAUCCACACCGGGGAACGGCCCUACCAGUGUGCAGAGUGUGGGAAGAGCUUUAACCAGAGCUCCCACCUGAUUAUCCACCAGAGGAGCCACACUGGGGAGAGGCCCUAUGAAUGUGACCAAUGCAGGAAGAAGUUUCAGUCCAGCUCCAGUCUCCUCCUGCACCAGCGGAUUCACACAGAUGAGAAGCCCUUCCGCUGCCAAGACUGUGGGAUGGGUUUCAAGUACAACUCCAGCCUUGUCAUCCACCGGCGCGUCCACACUGGGGAACGGCCCUACAAGUGUCCUAAGUGUGGCAAGAGCUUUUCCAGGAGCUCCCGCUUGACCCAACACCAACGGAGCCACCACUAAGGGCAGCCCUGUGAGUGCCCUAAGUGCAGGAAGAACUUUUUCCCUCCCAGUGCUCCCAGUAAGAGCGAUGCUGGGGGGGAAAGCGCUCCCAACUCCUUCCCGCUGCUCUCAGGAUCGCUCCCGGUGCUCCUGGGAUCGCUCCCAGUGCCGCGCGUGGCGGGACCGCUUUGGAACCACCCCAGGACAGAGCGCGGCUGCUUUUGGGUGUCGGCACCGCCCGGGCCGGGCUGGGAGCGGAGGAGGAGCGGGAGGAAGAGGAGGGACAGAGGAGGACGAGGAAAGGCAGGAGCGGCACGAAGAGGAGGAGGGCCAAAAGAAGAGGAGAAGGGGGAGCAAGAGCAGCAGGACCCGAACGCGGUUCCUCCGCCCGCCCGCUCAGCCCGCAUUUCCCCUGGCUCCGGCAGCAUCGCGCCCCCGGAACCCGCAGACAGGGAGCUGAGGACGGAGUCCACGAAGGACAAAUCCCCACACCAGAUCCUCAUGGAAGAGGCCGUUUUAAGCAGCUCCACAGCGCAGGAAUGCAACGGGGAGGAAAAGCCCUGGAGAUCCCGCACGAGGAGCGGCUGCAAACGCAGAUCACAGGGAUCUGAGGAGGAAAGAUCCACCCUGAGCAGGGGAGGUGACUGGAGAUGUGGCCAGAGCUCAGAGCUGGGGGUCCCUGAGCACCUUCACGAUGGGGAGAAGCCCCACAAGUGCUUGAAAUGUGAGAAGAGCUUCAGCCACAGAUCCUCCCUGAUGCGCCACUGGGGAAUCCACACUGGGGAGAGGUCCUACAAGUGUGGUAAAUGCAAGAAGAGGUUCCAGUCCACCUCCUGUCUCCUUAAGCAUCAGCAGGCUCACACAGAGGAGAAGCCCUUCUGCUGCCUUGAGGAAAAGCCCUUCUGCUGCCUUGAGUGUGGGAUGGGCUUCAAGUACAACUCCAACCUCGUCACCCACAUGCGCAUCCACACCAGGGAGAGCCCUUAUGAGUGUGACCAAUGCAAGAAGAGAUUUCCCACCAGCUCCCGUCUCCUCGUGCACCAGCGGAUUCACACAGAUGAGAAGCCCUUCCGCUGCCCCGACUGCGGGAUGUGUUUCAAGCACAAGCCGUCGCUCAUCAACCACCGGCGCAUCCACACUGGGGAGAGGCCCUAUGAAUGUCCCGAGUGUGGGAUGAGCUUCUCACAGAGCUCCACCCUGGUUGCCCACCAGAGGAGGCACACCGGAGAACGGCCCUACGAGUGUGUGGAGUGUGGGAAGAGCUUCAGGACGAGCUCUGAACUGAUCAUCCACCGGAGAAGCCACACAGGGGAACGGCCCUAUGACUGUGAUGAGUGUGGGGAGAGUUUCAGCCGGAGCUGCCACUUGAUCUGCCACAAGAGGAGGCACAAGGCCCCUGUGGCCCACAAGAAAUGGCCCAACGAGUGUGGGAAGUGUGGGAAGACCUUCAGGUGGAGCUCUGAACUGAUUGUCCACCAAAGGAGCCACACAGGGGAACGGCCCUACGAGUGCAGGGAAUGUGGGAAGAGAUUCAUGUCAAGGUCCCACCAGGUUGCCCACCAGAAGAUCCACACAGGGGAACGGCCCUACAAGUGUGACCAGUGUAAGAAGACGUUUCCCACCAGCUCAAAUCUCCUUGUACACCAGCGGAUUCACACAGAUGAGAGGCCCUUCCGCUGCCACGACUGCGGGAAGGGCUUUAAGAGCAAUUUCACUCUCAUCAGCCACCAGCGCAUCCACACUGGGGAGAGGCCCUUUGAGUGUCCCAAGUGUGGGAAGAGCUUCUCGAGCAACUCAGCCUUGACCAAACACCAACAGAGGAUGUUCCCGUGGCUGCUGCUGACACUGAGCAUCUUCCACUGUCCCGUCACAGGCAUGUCCCCAGCUGUGUCCCCAACUGUCCCCCCAUGCCACACGGACUUGGUGCUCGCCAUCCUGGAUGCCCUUGAGUCCCCAGUCCAGGACUGUGGAUCUCCUCUUCCAGGAAAUUCAGAGCUGGACAGGCUUCCUGGGGACAUCGAUGGCCCCAGGGCUCGGGCGUGUCCUCAGUGGGAGAAGGGACAUCACCUCGAGGACAAGGAAGAGAAGGAGAAGGAGGAGGAAGAGUUGUCCCUUCGGAGCCCGCCGGUGAGUGAGGAGGGGGAGCUCGUCGCAAAACCAUCGGGGUGUCUCUGGGAAUUCCCAUUCCUAAACCUCGGCCCAAUGGAUGAGGACGCUGAGAGGAAGAUGAUCUGGGAGCCCCGGGCAGACAAGGAGCUGAGGAUGGAGACCAGGGAGGACAAAUCCCCAUGGCAGAACCUCAUGGAAGAGGCCGUUUUGAGCGGCUCCGCAGCGCAGGAAUCCAACGGGGAGGAAAAGCCCCAGAGAUCUCACAUUAGGAUGGGCUGCAAACACAAAUCACAGGGAUCUGAGGAAGAAAGAUCCACCCUGGGCCAGGAAGAUGACCAGAACUCAGAGCUGGGGGUUCCUGAGCAGCUUCGUGAUGGAGACAAGCCCCACAAGUGCUCAAAAUGUGAGAAGAGCUUCAGGUGGAGAUCCUCCCUUAUCCGACACUCAAGAAUCCACAGAGAGAAAUGGCUCUAUGAGUGUGGGCAGUGUGGAAAGAGCUUCAGUUCGAGCUCCAGCCUGAUCCACCACCAGAGGAACCACACCAGGGAGAGACCUUAUGAGUGUGAUCAAUGCAAGAAGAGGUUUCCCACCAGCUCCCGUCUCCUCGUGCACCAGCGGAUUCACACGGAUGAGAGACCCUUCCGCUGCCCCGACUGCGGGAUGUGUUUCAAGCACAACUCAUCCCUCAUCAACCACCGGCGCAUCCACACUGGGGAGAGGCCCUAUGAGUGUCCCGAGUGUGGGAUGAGCUUCUCACAGAGCUCCACUCUGAUUUCCCACCGGAGGAGCCACACGGGGGAACGGCCCUACGAGUGUGGGGAGUGUGGGAAGAGUUUUGGCCGGAGCUCCACCCUGAUUGCCCACCAGAGGAGCCACACCAGGGAGGGGCUCUACGAGUGUGGUCAGUGUAGGAAGCGCUUCAGCUGGAGCUACCACCUGAUCCGCCACCAGCUGAUCCACACUGGGGAGAGGCUCUACCACUGCGAUGAAUGCAAGAGGAGUUUUCAGACCAGCUCCUGUCUCCUCAGGCACCAGCGGAUUCACACGGAUGAGAGGCCCUUCCGCUGCCCUGACUGCGGGAAGGGCUUUAGGGAGAAGUCUGCCCUCAUCAACCACCAGCGCAUCCACACCGGGGAGAGACCCUUCAAGUGUUCCGAGUGUGGCAAGAGCUUCACCCACAGCUCUACCUUGACUCAACACCUACGCAGGCACAACUAAGGGAUGCCCUAUGAGUGCCCUGAGUGCAGAAAGAGCUUCAUGCACUGCUCCAGCUCCAUCCUCCAUGGAAGGAUCCACACUGGAUGAACCCCAAUGACCCCGGUAGCAGAGUCCCAGUGAUCCGUGGUGCCGGUGAUCCGUGUUGGGAGGACACCUGGCUGAGGGCUCCACAUCCUCCUGGCUCCCCAUGGCCUGCAUUUUCUUUUCAUUUCUCUUCGUCCUUUCAAAACAUCCAAAACUGGGGUAGAAAUAAAGAUUUUGAACUAAGACAAGGAUGGGGACAUGGGGGGAUCUUCCAGGGGAUAUGGGGGAUGCUGGAUGCCAGGGAGUUGAAGGUUCCUGGCAGGGACUGGGGGUUGCUCAGGCCUUUGGGCUCCCCAGGCCGAGUGGCUCCAGCUGCUCUGGGAGACCCUGGCACAGGUUCCGGGGCAGCUGAUCAAGGACCCCCUGCCCUGGAACUGUCCUCAUGUCCCCCCGUCCCGGUUCCCAGUGUCUCCUGUCCAGGUUCCCCCUCUCCCCGCUGUUACUUGCAUUGCCCCCUGCUCUUUCCCGUGUCACCCCACUCCUGGUCUCAUCCUGCUCCCAUCCCAGUCUGGAUCCCAUUCCUGGUCUCAUUCCCUGUAGCUGUCCUGUAUUCUCUGGCUGGCUACCAUUCCCAUAUUCCCAGUCACGAUUCCCUGCCGCGUUCUCAUACUCCUGGUCCUGCUGCAAGUCCUGCAAUUCCAUUUUUUCAUUCCCUGUCCCAUUCCCAUAUUCCUGAUCCCAGUCCCGUUGCUGUGUUCCCAUUUCUGAUUCCUGUCACACCUUCCUAAUCCCUAUCACAUAUUCUCUCUCCAAUUGCUGUUUCCAUGUUCCCUGUCUCGUUGCCAUAUUCCCAUCCCUGGUCUCAUUUCUGGACCCUCUCCCAUAAUCCCAGUCACUGUCUCCAUUCCCCAUCCCAUUCCUGCUCCCAGUCCCAUAUUCCCUGUCCCGUUCUUGGUCCCUGUCCCCAUUCCAACUAUCAUUCCCAGUCCCUGUCUCAUAUUUCCAGUCCUAUUCCCAGUCCCCAUCCCCAUUACCAAUUCUUGUCCCCAUCCCUGGUGCCAUUCCCCGUGCCACUCCUGGUCCCAGUCCCGUAUUCCCCGUUGGAUUCCCAGUCCCUGUCUCGUAUUCCCUGUCCCUUUCCCAGUCCCAGUCUGGUAUUUUAGGUCCCCUUCUUGGUCCCUGUCCCCAUUCCCAUUAUCAUUCUGAAUUGCUGUCUUAUUUCCAUUCUUAUAUUCCCAGUCUCUGUCCCCAUUCCCAGUCACUAUCCAGUGCCAUUCCUGGUCCCAUUCCCAGUUCCAUUCUGGUAUAGCUGGCCCAAUUCUUAGUACCUGUCCCCAUUCCUAGUAUUAUUCCCAGUCCCUGUCUCUUAUUUCCAGUCCCAUUCCCGGUCCCAUUCCCAUAUUCCAUGACCCUGUCCCCACUCCCAGACUCAGUCCCAUAUUCCCGGUCCCUGUCCCCAUUCCUAGACACAUUCCCCAUCCCAGUCCCGUAUUCUGAGUCCCUGUCCCAAUUCUCUUUCCCAGUCCCAUAUUCCUGGUUCCAUUCAUGGUCCCUGCCCUCAUUCCCAGUAUCAUUCUCACUACUUGUCUUGUAUUUCCAGCCCAUUUCUGAUCCCUGUCCUGAUUUCCGGUCCCUGUCCCCAUUUCUGGUCCGUGUCCCCUUUCCCAGUCCCUGUCCCCAUUCCCAAACCCUUUCCCUAUUUCCUGUCCCAUUCCCAGUCCCUGUCCCCAUUCCCAAACCCUUUCCCUAUUCCCUGUCCCAUUCCCGGUCCUUGUCCCGAAUUCCCAGUGCUGUACCCCAGGGCCACCUCUGACAUGGGGCCCUGAGGGCUCCACAUCUCGGGCUGGCGGUGGCACACGAACCGUUCAGCCCCGCUGCUGUCCUUGGCCAACUGCAGAGAGCACAAGGCUUUGGCCAUUCCUCAGAGGCCCCCAGCUGCCAGAGCAGCCCCUCCUGCCAGCACCCGCUGUGCCUCAUGUUGAGAAUGGGCCAGGAGACCAGCUCCAGAGUGAUUUCAGCCUUUGUUAAAAGAACAGCCUGGGAAGAGGAGGCCCAGCGCACCAUGCUGCUGCUCCAGUGGCGACUCGGAGGAGGAGGCAAUCAGCUCCAUCUCUGUAUGGCGGAUCUCGGUCUUCUCGCCUCACAAGAGUCUCCAGGAAGACACUUGCUGGCUCUUGGUCCAGGGGUGUCAUGCUGAUCAAGUGCAGUUCAGGUCAUGGCAACAAGGUGAAAAGCUUUGGUUGGUGGUCUGACGUUCUUUACUGUUUUCUUCAUCUAAAGGUGUUGUUUAGAUCUUUAUUGGUACUAGGGCUCAUUGGUUUUAGAGGUUUUUGUCUGCUAAUUUAGCUUCUGCCAGAUACUAGGCCUUAUGGGAGUCUUACGUUUGCAUCUGCCAUCAUGGGUACAAAGGGAGCAGCAGGGCGAUACUCGAUGGUGAGGCAGGAUACGAGCUAGGAACUAAUUAACUUACAUAACUUAUGAGACAUUUACAGAACAUUCUGACAAACAACUGUGUAACUUAACAUUGAAAUGGGUAAUUAACCUUUAGAAACUUUAUUUUUUACAAUUCCCCCCUCUAAUUCUUUGAUCGGGCUCCAGCCUUACAUCAAUUUGCAGUUUCUGACUCUCGGAAAUAGUGUUUUCUCAAUUUUUGGUACCGAUCAUAAACCUUUUUGGCGUUUUUGUGUUCUUGUUCUUGGCUCUCUACCUUCAUAAUGCUAGUUUGUCUCUGAUUGGUCAUUUCUGGGAUUUGUAUACGUGCUUGGAUUGUGGAAGUUACUACUCGAACCAGGCAAGGGAGUAGGCAGGGUAGAAACAGUAAACUUGUUAAUGCACAAGCUAUAAUAAAAGCCGCUUUUUUCCACCAACUAGUAUCUACUAGGGGAGUCCACUCUUGGGUAUUGACAUAUGUUAUCUUGCAUAUCUCUUUGGAGAUGUUUUUGAUCAGUUCGCUUUUGUCAUUGAUCUCUAAGCAGCACUCUGAGGAAACAAAUUUGCCACAUAUUCCUCCUUCAUCAGCUAGUAAAUAAUCUACAGCAAGCCGAAUUUGAGAGAUUGCUGCUCUGGUCUGGGUUAAUUGGUUACUCAUGUCGUCAAGGGUGAGGGUUGUUUUGGUGGAAAAAAUUUCUAGUACUGCUUGGAGUCGGAUAAUUCUAUUGAGCAUAUAAAUCGGGGUGCAGUAUCCCUAAGACCCAUCUUGGCCCAAGUGACUGGCCCAUAAGUUUUCAUUCUUUUUUCUGGGGUCCAGAUUUUGCCUUUCUAUUUUUGGGUACUCCCCAUGUCAAUUAUAUUUCUUCUCUUUCGGUUGGUUUUUCUUAAAUCAUCGUGUAGUGGAACUCCCAGAUUUGACCCUGAUUCUUUUGGGAGUAGGAAGAAGGCGGGUUUAAUGAUUGCUAUGGUGCAACUCCCUGCCCCAUCUCCUGGGAGUUUGGUGUAUGCUGUGCUUCUACAAAUCCAAAACAAAUUGGGGCUUCCCAAAAUGCAUCUUUUAUUUCUGAGGGAUAUUCCCAGUAUUUGGACAAUUUUCUUAUUCCCCAGAAGGGGUUUAUCCCUUUUUCGGCGCAUUCAUGCAGCCUGUACCCCUCGUGGUAAAUGCACCCUUUUUCGUUCUUCUCAAUGGACCAGUAUCGAUUUGGCUCUCGGGGAAUCCACCUAGUGCUUAAAUCUUUUGUUGUAUUUUUUACAGGCCAUUUUUCCUACUAGGGUCUUAGACCUUUUCCCUCAUAAUACAUUCUUCACCAAUACCUUUGACCUUAAGUCCCAUUCCUCCUUCCUUCUUUGCCCUGUGAUUUGAGGUUCUUGUUCGACUUGUUUCCAUUUCAAUCUCUCUAGUGGUCUCAGACUAAUCCCAACCCAAGGUUAAAUUUCUGUCAUUUGGGUAUUUCCCCAAACCCAACAGUUGGUUAAAUUUAACUCCUUACUGAUCCUCUCAACUAAAUCUAUGAAUAAAUUUUUCCCCAGGGGUAUUUCUAAGUCUUCUUUUUUUAAAAAUUUGGUUACCACUGUUAGUUUUUCUUCUACUAGGUCUGUUAAUCGUUCUUGGUUGGCUUCAUGUUUGCAGCAGAACUAGGCAUCUCUUACAGGGCAUUCCCCAAGCAAACACUGCUUAAACGAGGCUGUAUUUCUUGCAAUCCAAUAAACUUUCCCAUCUUCUUGACAGGUGGCUAACUGGGAGUGAUUAAAACAGCUGUGGUUUAUGUUGCUAUGGACUCUUAUUAAAGACCCGAGAUUUUCCCCAUCAUCGAGAGGGUGAUAGCACUCAGUACAUGCUGUUUCUCUACUCUCUAGGGUGCUACCCACGAGCAGGGCUAACACCAGCCCUCCCAAGAGUCCGGUAUGAGCCAUUUCUGGUGUGGCGGACUUCACUUGCUCUCCCGGUCUUGCCUCCUGGGACUGGGGAAUUCUCGGGGAGGGGGGGGUGGGUAACAGAGAUUUUUCUUUAUCCUCACUUCUUUAUUAAUUUAGUGGUCCUUAGGAAAUGCUCUGUAGCAGAUUUAGUCCACAUCAAAGUUGGGGUCUUUAGAAGAGGUAUUUUAAUUCUUAAGAACAGUACAACUUUCGUUAACAAUAAGGACUUUGACAAACUUGAAAACUCCGGAAAUAUUUAUCAAACUAUUAUAAACUGACAACAAUAAUUAUAAAUAUCAAACCACAAAAAUUACUAGAACCCUUUAACUGGUAUAUCAAUCUUUAACAUAUUCUAAAACCAGUUUGUCGGUCUGUGGUGAUCUUUAGCUGAUAUUUGGCUUUCUCUUAAGAGUCACUUUAAGGUUUCCCAAGCCUUGAACUGUGACCCACUUGGGAUGAUCUGUAGGUGGUACUGCUGGGUCUAAUCUGUUGUCAGGGGGUGACACUGGUCCUUUUACUCAGGUGAUAUGGAUCCAGCCUUCUUCUUGCGUUCGCACUGUGGUGUGUGUGGUAACACCUGGAAGGGGCCUUCAAAUUUGGGGGUGAAUGGGGAGUUAUUCCUUUUGAUCAGUACCCAAUCCCCAGGGCUAAUCUGGUGCACCUUUGUGGUCAAGGGGAGAGGUCUGGGGGAGAUAUCCCUUAUUCCUAAGACUCUCUAGUGUUUUCCCAAUGGUUUCUAAGUAUUUCCGGCUUGGUGUCUCCCCUUCUAAAUAAUCCCCUGAGCUGUGUGGAGUUCUUAGGAAAGAGAGGCCAAACAUCAUUUCAUAGGGGGAGACCCCUACGUCUGACUGAGGUCUCGUUCUGAUUCCUAGGAGGGCGAGGGGUAAUCACCUGAGCCAGUUCAUUUGAGUUUCAGCAAUUAGUUUUGUUAGCACAUUUUUGAGGGUUUUAUUCAUCCUUUCCACCCUUCCAGAGCUCUGGGGAUGCCAUGGGGUGUGCAGCCUCCAUUUCAUCCCCAGGGCCUCAAUGACUUUGUGUAAAGCUUGGGCAACAAAGCGUAGUCCUCUGCCUGAGCCGAUGUUAUUGAUUAGCCCGUACCAGGGAAUGAUAUGUUCUAAAAUUAUUUUUGCGACCACUUCUGCUGUUUCUUUCUUGGUUGGGAAGGCUUCUACGCAGUGGGUGAGGUGAUCUACUACUACUAGCAAAUGUUUAUAUCCUUGCAUAGGGGGCAUCUCAGUGAAAUCUAUUUGGACGUUUUGGAAUGGUCUCAGGGCUAGCUCCCUUCCCCCAGGUGCGAUCUUUCUCAUUACCUUUUGGUCUACCUUUUGACAGAUUAUGCAUCCUCUAGUUACUGCUUUUGCCAAAUCAUAUGCCCCAAUAGACAGGUUUUCCCUUAGAAAGUGGUUUCAUAAUCCUUGCAUUCCCCAAUGGGUUAAUUUGUGUAUUUCUGUUAGCAUUCUUGGGGCUAGAGCCUUAUUUAAAAACUUGCUCCCAUCAGGUGUCAGCCACUCCCCUUGCUCCCCAUGACGUAGUCCUAAUUCCUUUAUUGCUUUUAAUCCUUUCUCACUGAAUAAUGGCUCUUCUUUUCACUCCUUUUCACCUGGUGUUCUAUCUAGCUUAAGGAUUCUCAUUGGCUCCCCCAAAUCUAGAGCUGCUUCUUCAGCUAUCUGAUCAGCCAGUUGAUUUCCUCUCACUUCAAAGGUAUCCGCUUUCUGAUGUCCUCUUAUAUGCACCACCGCUAUUUCUGCUGGUUUAGGCAGGGAUUCUAAUACUAACCUUAUUAAUUCCUCAUGCACUAGGUUCUUUCCCAUUGAAUUUAAGCAUGCACGCUCUGCCCAGAAUUUUCCAAAGGUGUGGACAAACCCUAAUGCAUAUCGCAAAUCAGUACAGAUGGUCCCUUGAUCUCCUUCUAGUGGAUCUAAUCCCCUUUUCAAUGCAUAGACCUCACAGCACUGGGCUGACCAGUUGGAAGGCAAUUUCCCUUUUUUCUACAAUUUCCAUGGUUUUCCCCUCUGUUACAGCAAUUACAGCAUAUCCUGAAGUUCUUUUCCCUUCUACUACUCUCGAGGCCCCAUCAAUGAAUAAUAUUUUUCCAUGAGGCAGGGGUACAUCUUCCAGGUCUUCUCUUACUUUAGUUUGUAAGUUUACAAGUUCAAGACAGUCAUGUUCCAACUUGGGUAAAGGUUCUCAGGAGAGAAACUGUGCUGGAUUUAAACUUUUAGAGGUGAUUACUUCUAAGUCAUCCGUAUUCAUUAAGAUGAUUUCAUACUUUAAUAUUCUAGAGUCUGUCAGCCAUUGCGGGGCUCUUUGGCUUAGGACUAUUUUAAGAUCGUGCGGUGUAUGGACUUUAACAUUUCUCUGCGGGGUAAUUUCUGGGUCUUUUCUAUUAGGACAGCUGCAGCAGCAGUUGCUUGGAGACAGGUUGGCCACCCUCUAGCCACUGGGUCUAAGACCUUUGAAAGGUAGGCUACUGGCUUUCUGCACCCUCCCCACUCCUGGGUUAACGCCCCAUAUGCAAUUCCCCCUUCUGUGUUUAUAAACAAGUCAAACCCUUUCCUGAGGUCAGGCAGACUCAGGAAAGGUGCUGAGGAUAGAUAUCGUUUAAAUCUUGUGGCUGUUCUUCAUCCUUAGCUGUCCAUCUCACAGGUUCAAGAUCUACUAAUUUAUCAUAGAGAAACUUGACACUUUGGGUAUACCGAUCUAGCCACAGUUUGCAAUACCCAAAUAGGCCUGAGUUUUCUUAUCUCUCUUUUGGUUUGGGGGGCUGCUAUAGAUAAGAUGCCUGAGAUUCUUUCAGGGCUUAACUUCUUAUAUCCUCCUCCAGUUAUGUGGCCUAGAUAGGUAACCUCUGAUUCUACAAAUGGUAACUUGUCUCGCAUACUCUUAGGCCUUUCUUUUAUCCCUAAGAAAUUCAGAAGUGGACUGCUGGUCCCCCUGACCUCACUCUGUUCCUCACCAGGUAUCAAAAGGUCGUCUACAUACGCUAGAAUUUGCACUUUACUCUCAGGGGUAAACUGUUCCAAUAAUUCCUCUAAUGCCUGCCUGAAGAGGUUUGGGGACUCUGUAAACCCUUGGGAUAGGCAUGUCCACCUUAGCUGUUGUUUCCUUCUCCUGUCAGGGUUACUCCCAUUCAAAUGCAAACCAGUCUCGGCAUUCUUUUGCUAAAGGCCAUGCCCAAAAUGCAUCUUUUAGGUCAAUGAUUGUUAAACCAGGUGUGUUCUCUUGGGAUUCCGCUUAAGAGAGUGUAGGGUUUGGACACCACAGGGUGCCUGGUGAUGGUGCUUUUCUUUAUUUCCCUUAGCUCCUGAACUAAUCUGUAUUUGCCUUCUGCCUUCUUGACUGCCAGUAUGGGGGUGUUAUGGGGAGACAUGCAUGGUUCUAAAAUACCUUCUGUUAAUAGAUGUUCAAUUACGGGUACUAAUCCUUCCCUACCUUCUGGGGAUAUUGGAUAUUGCUUAACCUGGAUGGGAGGGGUAUCUUUUUGAAUUUCUGCCUGUAUUGGUGGAAUGUCUAGAUAAACACAUCUUCCUUCUUCUGCCCACACUUCUGGAUUUAUCUCUUCUAUGUCCCCUUGAGUUAGCCUCAUAAUUGGGGCUAUCAUCUUCCCAUCUCUCGGCAUGAUUCCCACCCCACCCCUAGACCUGUAGGUCUCUUCCUAAUAGGUUACUUUCUAAAUUGAGUAGAUAGAUAAAGUCAGCAAAGCAUUGUCUUCAGUUCCCUCUUAUUUCGACAUUCGCAACUAUUGAGGCUUUGAAUGGUUUUCCUUUUGCUCCUAACACUUGGCAGACCUUUCUCCCAAUGGUGACUCCUGCUGAGAGUUUUCUUAUGCUAGAUCAAUCUGCUCCUGUAUCGACUAGAAACUCAAAUUCUUCAUUUUGGGGACCCACUUCAAAAUUUACCAGGGGCUCCUCUUGAUCACUCACUGGGUCCCCUAGUGUGUAAAGCCCCUGACACCCCUAAUCAUCACCCCUUAAAAUCUUCUCUAGGGUCUCCUGUUCUUGAGCAAUCACUUCAUCAAACAAAAGUUUUUUACGAGUUCUCAGAUGUCCUACCUCUCCCCAGUAGUAACACUUUCUGUUGUCUAGUGGUAUUCCAGGUUUCCUGGUAUUAUUACUGUCUUUAUUGGCCCUGGGUGACCCAGAUCUACCCUUAUGUUCUCUGACUGGGAGCCUUGGUGUUGGGGGUGAGGUUUGGGGGUUUUUUUUCCCAUAGAAUUCCCCCCCCUUCCCCCAUGAGUUGCUAAGAGACUGAUGCUUAGACAGUGCUUGACCCACACAAAAGAAGUGGCCAAGGGUGGGAGAAGAUCACUUAAGUUUGGGGGAGGGAAAAGCACAGUGCUCCGGGAGCUGAGUGUGCUUUUUGCUGCUCUCGGCAUUGGGCAUCGGAGAGACAUGGUCAGGCUGCUGUUUGCUGUGUGAAGAGUCCACUGUUACCAGAGGGUCCGGUCCCAGGAAUUCUACCACCAUCCAUCAUCUGCUGGAGUGCCCAGGAAUUUGGAGCCCCUUCGCCUGCCCCGCUGGAGCUGGGCCGGCCGCGUCCAGCCACCACGGCUUCUUCAGCACUGCUCACUUUGCCGGGCCACCCCCUUUCUGCCUGCCGGGACACACGCCCCUUUUGCCUGCAGGUGACAACCUGCCAUUUCCAGCCAUCAGCCCCGGAGUGUCCCACCGUUCCAGCCUGGUGCUCUUGGGGAGGGGCCCAAGAGAUCAGACUGCCCCAGGCUUGUGAAACAAAGCCCCUCGAGGUACUUGGUUCUGAUUAUUAUUACUGUAGUUGUUGUUGUUUUGUUUGUCCUGUUAAAUUUACUAGUAAAGAACCAUUAUUUCUUUCCCCAUAUCUGCCUGAAAAAACUCCUUUAAUUUUCUAAAUUGUAAUAACUUGAGAGGAGGGAUUGGAAUUCCCCAUUCCUAGAGAGGCCCUGCCCCUCCCUGGCAGAUACCAGUCUUUCAAACCAAGACAGAAUUUGCUACCCAAUG
Hirundo rustica (Barn swallow) is the source of this 14893-nucleotide messenger RNA. RefSeq names its product zinc finger protein 91-like. Gene Ontology annotation, molecular function: DNA-binding transcription repressor activity, RNA polymerase II-specific. NCBI's taxonomy places the organism in Eukaryota, Metazoa, Chordata, Aves, Passeriformes, Hirundinidae. Gene Ontology annotation, biological process: negative regulation of transcription by RNA polymerase II. The record is from RefSeq and is a predicted model, not a curated record.